GCUCGACCACCGCUUCAUAGUUCUGCUCUCUUUUCAUUCCUUUUUCCACCCAAACACGUAACAAACCAACAAUAAUCCACUCCAGUCGCCUCUCUGCCUCCUCUGAAGUUGCGCUCGUGCUCUGCUUCGGUUCCGAGGAGCGGCCAUUGCUGCUGGCAUAUUGAUGGCGAUGGAGGGAUCAAUUCGAUGCCGUCCUGCGAUGCAAGCAAAACUGCCGGCUGCGCUGAUCAGCAACUCCCUGACCAAAUCUGGGCAGCUUGGAACUGCAUUAUUUGGUGCCAUGUGUAAAUACAGGAACACUACUAGAUUCAUUUCUCCAAUAUCUCGCCCGUCCGUGAAGAAUUCCAGUCAUAUUUGCUGUAGCUUCAGCUCAUCUUCUGAUGGUAAUGGAUACAUGGCCGGAAACUUCAGUGAGAGUGAUGAAGAUUAUGUCAAUUCUACCGUGCUAGAAGCAGCCUUACUAGCUGAUGAAGGAAAUAUGUUUGAAGUGAGAAGUGGGUCAGAAGGAUAUAUAAUCAAGAUGCGAGAUGGGAAAAACUUGCGAUGUGUGCAUGCUAAUUCUCAAGGGAGAAAUAUUCCAGAGAGUGCACCACAACCUGCUAUUGUUUUGAGGAUUGAAGAUGGAAGUGAAACUUUACUUCCAAUCAUUGUUUUGGAGAUGCCAAGCGUACUUCUGAUGGCAGCUAUUCGCAGUGUCCACAUUGCACGACCUACCAUAUAUCAAGUUGUCAAGGAAAUGAUUGAUAAGAUGGGUUAUGAGGUAAAACUUGUUCGGGUAAACAAAAGAAUUCAAGAAGCAUACUGUGCCGAACUUUAUCUAACAAAGAAACCACCUGUACUGCAGAUUGAAGAUCCUACAGACAGUAUCACCUUCGAUCUUCGACCUUCAGAUGCUAUUAACAUUGCUGUUCGCUGCAAGGAACAGGUUCCUAUACAAGUCCAUAGAAGUCUUGCAUACAGUGAUGGCAUAAGACCAGUCGUGCCAGCAAGAACGGCGGUAGCAGCUGGCCUAUCAGAGGGGUUGUUGUUUACAGAACUUGACAGACCUGAUGGACAGCCAUGCGUCGAGGCUCAAGAGUUUGGAUUAGUGCGGAACAUGCUCAUUGCAGCUGUUGAAGAGAGAUACAAAGAUGCAGCAUUAUGGAAGGAUAAACUUAUGCAGCUGAGGUCUAAGCGGAAUAACUGGGCAUGACAGCGUGGCUCAUCUGGAUGGUGUAAAUAAAGAUGAUGACCUGCUGAAUUCCAGUGUGCAUACCAGAUGACUGAUGCUUACUAUGGUUCUAUAUAUGUAACUAGCUGUACAUAUUAUAUAUUUGGAUCUAAGAACGCUUCUGUAAAUUCAGACUAAGGUUCGAAGUAAAAACUAAUCCAUUUGGAAAACAAAAA
This is a messenger RNA of Phragmites australis (common reed), 1386 nucleotides long. RefSeq names its product bifunctional nuclease 2-like. Gene Ontology annotation, cellular component: nucleus; VCB complex. Bases 164 to 1192 code for a protein of 342 amino acids. Gene Ontology annotation, molecular function: nuclease activity. Gene Ontology annotation, biological process: protein ubiquitination. The transcript has 12 exons. NCBI's taxonomy places the organism in Eukaryota, Viridiplantae, Streptophyta, Magnoliopsida, Poales, Poaceae. The record is from RefSeq and is a predicted model, not a curated record.